AUUCAUUCAUCAUUUGUACGCAGGACUUGCAUAAUGAAAGUUUGAUUUUAAAAUACGGGAGUGUUAAAAGGAAAAAAGUUUUACAAUACAAAAAAAAAAAAAACAUAAAUUGAAAAGCUAAAAAAUUUAAUCUUUUUUUAUUAAUUCACAACUAUAACGAUUUUUUUUUUAAAGUUUCUUCAUAUCAAAUACGUUUGAGAAUUUGUAAAAAUGACCAAAAUCUUAAAUUUUUUGAGUCAAUCAAAACUAACGUUACUACGCUAUGAAUUUUUGAUAAUUACAAGUAUACUUUUCUCUUUACUGGUUACAUGCUGUCAAGGUCUGCAGCUAAGCGCAUUUACUACCAAAACUCCCAGGGUUACCAAGUACACAACUAAAUCACCAGCGUCUUCUUCUAUGAAUCAUGAUGCCACAACUUCCCUUUACCGCUUUAACGCCACCAAUGGUAUUACUUGCAUUCUCAUUAGUGUCGAUGGAUUAAUUAGUAUUAAAUAUCGAAAUAAAUUGAAUGAAGAUGUUGAGGCUGAUCUAUAUUUACCCGACGAUCCUGUCUUAAAUGGCGAAUGUGUGGAAUCAAAUUUGGAGAUAUUGUCAUUGGAAUUUAAGGGAUUUAAAUUGCAAAUGACAUUUAGAAAGUCUUCUGGUGGUGAAGGAUGGUAUAUCAAUCUAUUUGAACUGAGUUAUUCAUCUUCAAAUUCAUUAUUUGAACAUCCAGAUCGCCCUGGUUUAGAUGUUAAACUAACUUCACCCUCGCAUACACCCAUGUACUUCCCAACGCCAGUGGGUAAAUCUUAUGUCUGCGAUAAAGAACAAACAGUUGUAAUGUAUGCACCAUUGGACUCAGGAGACCAGUCAGGUCAUAUUGCACGCCUAUAUCUAAGGGAUUUACACAUGCAGAGUUUUAUGUUUAAGGAGAGCGGCAAUUGGGGACCAUCAUUUCAUUGCAGCGCUACGGGUUCAUACAGGGAUGAAACUGCUCCAUUGGCAGUGGGAACUGCUUUGGCGAUAGCGGUAUUAUUAACAAUUUCCGGUUAUGGUGGAUGGAGAUAUUUUAAAAUUAAAAAGGUGCAAUACGGCACUAUGGAGUAAAUUACAAAAAUUCUAAAAAACCAAAUACUAAACAAACAAAAAUAAAUAAAAAAGGAGUGUGUGUAAAGAUUAUUUACUUUAAUUAUAUAAUAUAUAAUUUUAAUAAUAUUAUUAUUUAUUAUAAAAUUAUAUAAAAACAACCAGAUAAAAGUAACUAAUUUUAGAAAAAAAAAUGAAUUGCAAAUGUCUUCCAUAUUGUUAAAACUAAAUAAAUAAUUAAAAAAAAAAACUUAAAAACACUUACAAAUUAUGACAAACAAAUUUUUAAUUGAUUUUUAAUAAAUAAUUUUAAAAUUACUUAUUUAUUAACAUGUUAAGCACUUUAUUUAAAUAUUUUCCUGAACUCAAACUAUCACAUUUUCCCAUAAUCUUGAUGUUGUUAUUAAAAAAUUAAGAAAAACUAUUUUAAACUAAUUAUAUUAUAUUAUUAAAACAAAAUAACUAAAAUAAUAAAAGAAAACUAUAAAACGUUACAACAGAUAAAAACACAAAAUAAUAAUACAUAUCCUUAAAAAAAAUAUUUAUCAUAUAAAAAUAUAUAAACAAAUUUAUAAAUCCCGAAACCAAAAAUACAUAAGAAAUAUUCUAUGCAUAUCUUUAUUGCCAAAAAAAUAAAAGAAAAUGAAUUAACCAAACUGCAAUUUAUCAUGUUUUCAUAAAUAAAAAGCCCAAUGUGCAUAAAUACAUACAUAUUUACAUACCGACAACUAAAUAACAUGAUUUUAUAAAAUCAAAAAAAUUUUAAUUAAAUUUAUUUGCUUUUUUAAACAAAAUAUAAUAAAAUUAAUGAUUUAUUUAUUAACUAAUAUUAAUACAAUAUAAAUUAUCUAUAAUUAUAUAAAUUGUAUGUAAAUUUUCAUUGAUUUUUUUUUUAUUCAUUUCAUCUUUUUAAUCAUAACUAGUACCUUUCGAAUAUUGAAAUGAAUAAUUAAGUGAAAGAGAAAACAAAAAAUUUAUGAAAUUAUUUCCAAAACGCAACUUUAAAUAAAUUAAUUAUGUUAAAAAAAAAAGAAAUCUGAUUAAUAAAAAUGUUGUUACUCCAAAUAUACAAAUGUGGAGAUUUCAAAA
This is a messenger RNA of Lucilia sericata (common green bottle fly), 2157 nucleotides long. RefSeq names its product lysosome-associated membrane glycoprotein 5. The transcript is spliced from 5 exons. The coding region runs from base 211 to 1089 and encodes 292 amino acids. NCBI's taxonomy places the organism in Eukaryota, Metazoa, Arthropoda, Insecta, Diptera, Calliphoridae. The record is from RefSeq and is a predicted model, not a curated record. Gene Ontology annotation, cellular component: membrane.